UCGCGUUUCUGUCCUUAUCCUGAUAGAAGAAUGAACGGUGGCCAGAAUGGCUCUGGUUCCGGCGCUACUCCACUCCUUACUUUCCCCGCUAACAACAAUUCCGGAGUUGGUACUGCAGCUCCUGCGCAAACUUACUCUGGGCAGGGGAACGGUAGUGGGUGGUUGGGGAAGCGGGUGUAUACGCUUGAAGAGCGGGUCGCGAAGAUUAGUCAGAAGCACGAGGCGGAAGAAGCAAGGGAGAAGACGCGAAAAGAAGAAGAAGAAAGAAUGAAGCGGAAACAAGAGGAGGACGAAAGAUUGGAGCGGGAGAAGAAGGAACGGGUUGAGUUCCAGAAAUCGAUCAAGCAGGAACUUGCCGAUAGUAUGAGUAAAGUCUAUUCGGCUAUAGAUGGAAAGAAGAAGAGUGAACCGGAUGAGUUGGAGAAAUUGAGGUCAAUGGUUGAAGGACUGCAACAAAGGAUAGCAGCAGGCAGCACGUCUACGGAUAGGUCGCACGAAGCCGCUGUUGGAGAACUGACGCGUAUUCGGCGUGAGCAAGCUGAUUUGAAGGUUGACUCGGACAAACGCUUAUCGGCGCUAGAGGAGGUUGUGAUGGCGUUGCAACGACAGUGUGAGGAAGUGGAGGCCACGGCAGAGCGCUGGAAAGCGGAGGCUCUCAGGCCUGGUAACAAGUGCGGCAGCAUCGCCGUGGGUGCUACUCCAAUUUCGCAAGCGCGUUUGCGAACGCGCCUCGGGGGGGCCGAAUCGCCCAAGGGGCAUAUUGAAACUCCGAGGCGACACGUAGAGACGCUGCGCAUUAACGAGAUGAACGCUCGCAGGGAAUCGGAGCUAGAAGUGGAGAAGUUGAAAGAGUCUUUAGCUCGAUUGGACAUGGAGAAGAGAAUUUCGACGGGGGGCACUAAUUUGAAGGCUAGGAUGGAUGAGGUCGCGGCGAACAAAGAUAAGACAUAUGGAGGCAUCGGGAGUGACGUGGGAACGUCCGCAAGAAGGACGAAAGAGAAAGAGUCGAAUGUGGCAACCAAUUCGGAUGACCGGGACACGUUUGUGCGUGCUAAUCGAAAGGAUUUGCGCGGCAGGAAUAAGGAUUUCGUGAUGAAGAUCUGUGAGAAAGAAAGCGUGGAGUAUACCACGCUCGAUCCAACCAAGGAGGCAAUCGUGCAAGCCAGAGCAACAAAGGCAUUUGACGAUGAAGGGAGGAAAGGUAAGAAAGCGGUCACAGUGACGGUGUCGGAUGACGGGGGAGGUCAGGCCACAACAGAGGAAUGUGAUGAUUCUGCUGCGUCUUAGUAUUUUUCCCGAGCACGGCCCUGUUAUGGGAUUUAGUACGUUUCUGUUGCACUA
Chara braunii is the source of this 1341-nucleotide messenger RNA. The record is from the annotation of a GenBank genome assembly. Lineage: Eukaryota; Viridiplantae; Streptophyta; Charophyceae; Charales; Characeae.